AUGCGUAAAUACAUGAGCAAGCGGCAAAGACCAUGCGACUUCUGUCGUUCUCGCAAAACUGCAUGCCGGAUCGAGUCGUCACCUCCAUGCCGAUUAUGUCAGCAAUACGGGAGAGAAUGCACCUUUUUAGAGGCUGCGAGGCCUCGGAAGAGGCAGCAAACAGCUGAGACGAGCCCUGAAUAUCAUGAUGCAAACGAUGCGGAAGGGUCAUCUAAUGAAGUCAUUGAAGAGCCACUCACAUCCUUUGAGCAGGGCAUUGCUUCGCCGACAGGAACAGACACCUUUCCCGAUAUCAACAUGGACUUCCUUCAACAUCUCGACAUAGACGCUCCCGAGUAUCAGUUCAUGUUCCAAACACCUGAUAACAACCCUCCAUCUAUCGCGGCUGAAUCAACAGAUGGCUCAUGCAGCAAGAUCUACCCGCUUUUGGAUGGACACGAAAAUCUUCAUCCAGAAACGCUUGGGCUCAGUGGAGAUAUGGAUCCUUAUCUCCUCCAACGAUAUCAAUCGGAUGAGCACGGUACCUUCAAGUUCAAACAGCUCGCGAUACGAUCAGUGAACAACAACCCACCUGUUCAGUUCCUAAUCUCACAGCCAUCGCUGUUUGGUCAAAGUAGAAAAGAAGCCGGACAUACUGGCGCGCCAAUAUCAUCGCAAAGAGUGGAGCUUGAGAAGGCCGUCUCUCAAAACAUGGGCAAGAGGUUGAUAAGUCUUUACAACAGAUUCAUCGCACCACAUUACCCAAUAUUCUCAACAGAGUCCCCUCCUGGUCCGGCAACAAGUGCUCCCUGUCUCCUGGCAACCAUCUAUUCAAUAUCUCUUCCUUUCGCCAUGUACGAUGAUCAACUCUGCAUCGAUAUGGCCUACGACUCACCUGAUGCUGAAGACCUAGCCCAUCUCAUCAAUGCGGCAGUUGCUUUUGAAAUCCACUCACCAAACAUUGCGACCGUUCAGACUCUAUUCCUGCUCAUUGCUCGACCAUCUUCAAAUCCACUUGUGUCAGAUGCAUCCUACCGAUGGACAACAAUGGGAACGCUAGUAUCAGCAGCUACAAACAUUGGGCUGCACCUUGAUCCAUCUCUUUGGAAUAUCCCAUCGGCCCAAAUAGCUGAGAGACGCAGACUCUCGUUCUUUGUAUACGCGCUUAAUAGAUGGUUAGCAGCUGCUUUAGGAAGGCCACCUCAUAUCAAUCGUGCCAAUUGGCUCGUUGAUGAGCUCUCAGCUCAGGACGAGCACUCUUCUGGCCUCGAUGCGUCGCAGUGGGCUGAUACCAUGGUCUUCUCAGCCCUCACAGCGUCUCUCUCAGAUGCUCUUGAUCGUCUUUAG
Messenger RNA from Fusarium oxysporum Fo47, 1326 nucleotides. RefSeq names its product Zn(II)2Cys6 transcription factor. Gene Ontology annotation, cellular component: nucleus. Gene Ontology annotation, molecular function: DNA-binding transcription factor activity, RNA polymerase II-specific; DNA binding; zinc ion binding. Bases 1 to 1326 code for a protein of 441 amino acids. Lineage: Eukaryota; Fungi; Ascomycota; Sordariomycetes; Hypocreales; Nectriaceae. The transcript has a single exon. The record is from RefSeq and is a predicted model, not a curated record. Gene Ontology annotation, biological process: DNA-templated transcription.